AUGAGUGAAAUCAAUGAGUCUCUAAUAGAAGCACCACUUAAAGCCUUACUAGAAGAUGUAAACAAUUAUGAUUAUAAAAAAGGUAUUAUUCUGCUUGGAAAGCUAUUUGGAAGGCUAGAGUGACUUAAAAUUAAUUGAAAAUCAAUUAAAAGAUUACGAUACAUUGCCAGGACUAGUUAAAAUCAUAGCCACUCUAUUUAAGACAUUAAUGAAGAAAGUCGAGAAAAAAAUGACCCUUUUGAAACUUAAUCUUAAUGAUAAUAGUGCUAAUCAAAGUUAUCAUGCAGAAGAGGAAUAUGAUAAAUUAGAAUAGAUUAUAUAAAAAUAUGAAGCUGAGAUUAGAGGACAUAUAAGCGUAACAUGAGUUUUGAUUUGUUCUUUUAGAUUGAAUAAUAACUUAAGCUUUAUAAUGAUAGUUUAUUAUAAAAGAUAGAAGACCUAGAAAAGUCCCAAAAAGAAACAAUAGAAUAAUUAAAUAAAAAAAUUUAUGUAAAUGUUAAAAAUAUCAGAAUUAGACUUUAAAAAAGGAUUUAGGAAAAUCUACAGAGAGCUAUAGAUAAUUAAUAAAGGAGAAUGAACAAUUACGAGAAUCAGUUGAUCAUUAACAUAUAGUACAUACAGAUAGUGAAGUUAACGGAAGAAUCAAAGAUAAAAAGUAAUUUGAGAUAAAUUUAUUAGUUUUGUCAUUCAGAUCACAGAUUAAAAAGAGCUGAUUAUAGUAGUGAAUACCCUAAAUCAGUUGCAAAUCUAUAUCCUUAGAAUU
This is a messenger RNA of Paramecium primaurelia, 763 nucleotides long. The record is from the annotation of a GenBank genome assembly. Lineage: Eukaryota; Ciliophora; Oligohymenophorea; Peniculida; Parameciidae.